Messenger RNA from Gracilinanus agilis (Agile Gracile Mouse Opossum), 1410 nucleotides. RefSeq names its product translation initiation factor IF-2-like. The transcript has 3 exons. NCBI's taxonomy places the organism in Eukaryota, Metazoa, Chordata, Mammalia, Didelphimorphia, Didelphidae. Bases 1 to 1410 code for a protein of 469 amino acids. The record is from RefSeq and is a predicted model, not a curated record.
AUGUCUUUGGCGCGCCUCUCAGCCCUCGCCACCCGGCGGAAGCCUCUGUGGUCACAGCACAGGCUCCCCAGGCCAGGCCUUUGCUGCUGUCUCGUAGACAUUCUUCAGCGGCGGCCCGCUCAGGCUGGAGCAUCUUUCCUGUGGGAGAACGGCGCCCGGCCACCUACCCGGGCCGUCAGAGACCCCCAGGGCCACCGGCUCCACAAGGCUCAUGGGAAACCAUGGCGCUGGGCAGCCUUGGGGUUUCCCAAGAGGCCAUUCAGAGGGGGCACCGUCAGCUCCAUUGCCACGGGGUCCAACGCACCACUGGAUCUGGGACGGCACCACACUGGAGCCGCCAGGAGCCGGGGGAGCCCGCGGGCCCGGCCUCGGGGGCCUCCUUCUCCAGCCACCGGCAGAGCGGCGCCGGCACCUACAGCCUCUCCUCGGCUCUCCCGGCCGAGCCCGGGCCCCGGGGGGCCACCUACAGGUGCCACGUGGCCCACGUCUCCCUGCCCGAGCCGGUCACCCUGGACAUCUGGGUGGCCCCGGCAGACCAAGGCUCAGCGCUGGGCUUCCUGGCUGCCAGCUGCCUCUUCGUCCUCGCACUCCUGUUCCUGGGCUUCCGGAGAGUCUCCCGUGCCUCGGCCGACCCGCAGCGAGGGCCGCCUCUCCCGGGAUCUGAGCUCCCCUCCCGGUGAUUUCUCGUCCUCGCCGCCCAUCCGGGCCCCCAGACGAGGGCCGAAGCCUCGGGGAGCCCCCUCUGAGGGAAUCCGCCACAGCCCAGACGGGCCCUCUGGAGCUUUCCCUUGGCUGGGCCUCCAUCAGGGUCCCCCCACGGGCGAGGCUGGGCCGGACAGUACCGUCCGGUUUGGGUGGACGCCUGGGCAGCCUCCUCGGUUCCUCAGGGGUGGCGUCGGCCUCCUUCCCUCCACCCGGCAGACGCUCUUUUCUGGGGAGGGGGGGACGGCAGCGGCUUCCCUCCAGCCCUCUGGCUCCAUUCAGCCUCUUCUCGGGCCUUCCCCCAGGCUGGCCGGCCCCCUCCGGCCCAGUGGGCGCUGCCACCCUCAUCCGGGCUCUCGGCUUCCCCAGCGAGCAGGACCCACAAUGCCCUUGGCCCGGAGGGGUUGCCAUUCACACACGCGGCUGAGGCGUUCCAGUGACCUUCAGGCCCCCCCCCCCCUUCGUGUGGCACGGGAGAAGGGCACUUCCCGGCUCAGGCGUGCCACCUGCCAGUGGUGCCCACCCAGCCUCGCUCCUCAGUUUGGCGCGGUGCCUGACGAGGGAGGGCCAGAGAGGAGCCAGCGGGUGACCAGGGAGACUUGGGGGGACGUGGGGGAAGGGUGGUGCCUCCUCUCCCCUCCCCGAGCUCUCGUCUCAAUAAAGAUGGCGGCUCUCUCCCCCGUCUCUGCCGCUGCUUGUCCCGCCUAA